Messenger RNA from Capra hircus (goat), 3370 nucleotides. It is a transcript of the gene KCNF1, whose product is annotated as potassium voltage-gated channel modifier subfamily F member 1. Gene Ontology annotation, biological process: potassium ion transmembrane transport; protein homooligomerization. Gene Ontology annotation, molecular function: voltage-gated potassium channel activity. Bases 1558 to 3045 code for a protein of 495 amino acids. Gene Ontology annotation, cellular component: membrane; voltage-gated potassium channel complex. NCBI's taxonomy places the organism in Eukaryota, Metazoa, Chordata, Mammalia, Artiodactyla, Bovidae. The record is from RefSeq and is a predicted model, not a curated record. The transcript has a single exon.
CAUUCCUUCAGCCUCUCCCACCAGACGUGCAUCUGUUACAAUCAAUGAUACAACACUGUCACGUCUUUAUCAUGCAAAGUCCAUAGUUUACACUGAUGUCCACUCUUGGUGUGGCACACUCCACAGUUUGAACAAACAUAGGAUGACAUGUACCCAGUGCUAGAGUGUUAUACAGAGUAGUUUCACUGCCCUAAAAAUUCCGUGCUCUGCCCCCUCAUCCCUCUCUUUACAAUGUUUUUGUUAACACAGUCCCCGGUUCACAGGUGAUGCUUGAUAAUUUGCAGGGUAGAUGCUGCUGCCGCUGGAAUGGUGCAGGCAGAGGCUGCAGGUCUGGAAGAGAGGGGAGAGUGUGGGACGUUUCGUGGGAGGGACACGCAGGCCUGGGCGACAGAGGAUGGGGAUGGGGAGGUGGGAGUCUGGGGGUUCAAGGCUCUGGAGGUGGUGGUGAUGUUGGAUUGCAGAGAAAUGGAAAAUGGUGGACAGCGAGGACUUCAAGGCAGACUUUCAGUCCGCUAAGGAGCUGUGUCAGUCAGCCAGGACAGCAGGAAUCUCUGAGGAAGAGGCGCCCACCCUGGGUUCCAUUCCCAUUUCACUGUGUGACCUUCUCUCCUCCGCGGGGCUGGACUGGUUGUAGCCGUUAUACAGGUCGAAAGUGACGCCCUAGGGGGAGCGAGGGAAGCAUCCCGGGACCAGGCGGGACCGGCGGCCGGGACGCGCGGGCGGGCGUCUGAAGGGCUUUCUUGGACACGGUUCGCGGACCGAGCAACAGGCAGCUGUGUUCUCUCACUAUCGAUCUUCUGGAUGCAGAGAGAGAGAAACUUUUCAGCCAGCGCCGGCCUGUCGCUUUCAAGCCGGAGGUCCCGGGCCCCGUGUGACCCGCGGCGCCAGGAAGGGAGGACAGGCGCGCGGCGGUGGCGGCGGGCGCUCAGCUGUGCCCGUCUGCCCAAGGGUUAACCCGUUCCCCUGCCGCUGCCGCGCGUGCCUUGCAGAAUUUCACCAGAAGAGGGUACAGUCUGAAAAGCUCUUGACGUCAGGCUGGAAUUCCUAUUGUGUUUAGAAACGGCUUGGGCAAAGCAAGCCCAAGUUCUCUCUCCGCACACCUCGGCGGGCGGUGUGGGUCCGGCAGCGACGGGACCCGUCUCGCGCCGGCGGCGCACGCGGGGACCCGCGCGCCCGGGGACCCAGGACCCUGCCUGACGCCUACGAGGGGGGACCCCACUCCUGCAAGAGGCCGAGCCGAAACGGCGGAUCGCCGCACCCGGGAGCCGGGGUGAGUGCUCGGGGCAAGGCAGGUGGCCGCGAGAACCGCACCCCCCCACACACACCGCCCUGCACCGCCGGCGCGCCCCCAGCGCCCGGAUGCCCGCCGGGACCCCCGCCGCCGGGUGCAUGCCUCCCCCGCGGCGCGCCCCAGCCCGCAGCCGCCGGUUGUGACCGCGCUUCCAGGCAGGCGGGCGCCGGCCAGGCUUCCCCUGGGUCCGCGCACCGGUGGGACCCGCCGACCCUGCGGCGGCUGCAGGGCGCGGAGCCGAGGCCGCGCGGGCACACGCCAGGAGAAUGGACGGGACCGGGGAGCGCAGCCUCCCGGAGCCGGGUAGCCAGGACUCCCGGGCGGGCGACGACAUCGAGAUCGUGGUCAACGUGGGGGGCGUGCGGCAGGUGCUGUACGGAGACCUCCUGAGCCGGUACCCCGAGACCCGGCUGGCCGAGCUCAUCCACUGCUUGGCCGGAGGCUAUGACACCAUCUUCUCCCUGUGCGACGACUACGACCCCGGGAAGCGCGAGUUCUACUUCGACAGGGACCCGGAUGCCUUCAAGUGUGUCAUUGAGGUCUACUACUUCGGGGAGGUGCACAUGAAGAAGGGCAUCUGUCCCAUCUGCUUCAAGAACGAGAUGGACUUCUGGAAGGUGGACCUCAAGUUCCUAGACGACUGCUGCAAGAGCCACCUGAGCGAGAAGCGUGAGGAGCUGGAGGAGAUCGCCCGCCGCGUGCAGCUCAUCCUGGACGACCUGGGCGUGGACACGGCCGAGGGCCGCUGGCGCCGCUGCCAGAAGUGCGUCUGGAAGUUCCUGGAGAAGCCCGAGUCCUCGUGUCCGGCGCGCGUGGUGGCCGUGCUGUCCUUCCUGCUCAUCCUCGUCUCGUCGGUGGUCAUGUGCAUGGGCACCAUACCAGAGCUGCAGGUCCUGGACGCCGAGGGCAACCGCGUGGAGCACCCGACGCUGGAGAACGUGGAGACGGCCUGCAUCGGCUGGUUCACGCUGGAGUACCUGCUGCGCCUCUUCUCUUCGCCCAACAAGCUGCACUUCGCCCUGUCCUUCAUGAACAUUGUGGACGUGCUGGCCAUCCUCCCGUUCUACGUGAGCCUCACGCUCACACACCUGGGCGCCCGCAUGAUGGAGCUGACCAACGUGCAGCAGGCGGUGCAGGCCCUACGGAUCAUGCGCAUCGCCCGGAUCUUCAAGCUGGCGCGCCACUCCUCCGGGCUGCAGACCCUCACCUACGCCCUCAAGCGCAGCUUCAAGGAACUGGGGCUGCUGCUCAUGUACCUGGCCGUGGGCAUCUUCGUCUUCUCUGCCCUGGGCUACACCAUGGAGCAGAGCCACCCAGAGACCCUGUUUAAGAGCAUCCCCCAGUCCUUCUGGUGGGCCAUCAUCACCAUGACCACAGUGGGCUACGGUGACAUCUACCCCAAGACCACCCUGGGCAAGCUCAAUGCGGCCAUCAGCUUCCUGUGUGGGGUCAUUGCCAUUGCCCUGCCCAUUCAUCCCAUCAUCAACAACUUUGUCAGAUACUACAACAAGCAGCGAGUCCUGGAGACGGCGGCCAGGCACGAGCUGGAGCUGAUGGAGCUCAACUCCGGCACUGCUGGUGAGGGCAAGGCAGGGGGCUCCCGCGGUGACCUGGACCACCUCCCACCGCCAGAGCCUGUGGGGAAGGAGGACCCGAGCUGGAGCAGCCGUCUGAAGCUGUCCCACAGUGACACCUUCAUCCCCCUGCUGACCGAGGAAAAGCACCAUAGGACCCGGCUCCAGAGCUGCAAGUGAUGGGGGCCGACUCAGGCACAGACAGGCCGGCUGGUGGAGAGAUGGAUGGACCGGUGUGAUGGGACUGUCCAUGACUGCCCGGGAGGGGCCGUCAUUUGUCCCCUCCCUACCCACUCCUGAACAGAACUCUGGAGGCCCUCUUGGGCACCUCUGAUGAGUCUGGGGUAAGAUUCCCUUUGUGUUGUCCAGGGGCAGGGGAGGGAGACGGACAGGUGUCCAGGAGUCCCUGACAUUGUGGGGGUCAUGGAGGCCAUGGUCUGGUUGACGGCAGGAGCCCUCACCCGGUUCUGUAUCUCCCUCAAUAAAGCCUCCAGCUCUCUGCACC